Metopolophium dirhodum (rose-grain aphid) is the source of this 2479-nucleotide messenger RNA. Its product is annotated as glucose dehydrogenase [FAD, quinone]-like. The transcript has 5 exons. The coding region runs from base 140 to 2113 and encodes 657 amino acids. Gene Ontology annotation, molecular function: oxidoreductase activity, acting on CH-OH group of donors; flavin adenine dinucleotide binding. NCBI's taxonomy places the organism in Eukaryota, Metazoa, Arthropoda, Insecta, Hemiptera, Aphididae. The record is from RefSeq and is a predicted model, not a curated record.
AUACAAUUAUAUGUUUCAAACGAGAAUGUUUUUGUCGCUUUUGUUUUACUAUGAAGUAUUAAUUCUACAUGUUUUUGUGUCAGUUCAACCAUAAUCAUAUACCUAGGUUAGUAUCUUUUUUCUAUUAAUUCAUUAUUAUAUGAUUUCUAUCAAAUUUAACUAUACAUUUUUUACCUUUUUAAACAUGCAUGUGAUGUUUUACUUUCAAAUGUUUGCGCAAGUUUUAAACGUACUAGUUACUUCAAAGCUCAUAAAAAAUAAAGCGGUAAACGUGUUGACGUCCACGAGUCCGAACAAUAAAGGAAAUUGCGUACAAAACGCCGAACACGUAGAAACGUCAUUCUUCAAGGAAUUAUGUAAAUCAAAUCCCGAUUUGGAAGAGUUUAUGAUAGCCGCCGACAUUUUGAUAAGGUCCGAUUGUGCUUUGAUCGAUUCGUGUAGAAGAGUGGUCGAGCAACCUCACGAUGAUGUCGACGAAGUAGACUUCAUAGUGGUUGGCGGUGGAGUCGCCGGUCCCGUUGUGGCUGGUAGACUGUCGGAAAACCCCAACUGGACGGUGACCCUUUUCGAAUCCGGUCCAGAGCAACCGGCGGCCAUCGACAUACCCGCUUUGCUGAGUUCGGCAAUCGCCACGAAGUACGAUUGGCAGUAUAUUACGACGCCGCAAAAACACGCUUGUUUGGCAUACGGGGGAGUGUGCGGUUGGCCCCGAGGAAGAUUGUUGGGAGGAACAGCUUCACUGUCGGGUUCGAUGUACUCGAGAGGGCACCGAGACGUUUACGACGGGUGGUUGAAGGACGGUAACGUCGGGUGGGGAUACGACGACGUGUUGCCGUUUUUCAAAAUGUCUGAGAACAACAGGGACUACAACACGGAAAUCCACGGGACUCGAGGGCCGAUUCCCGUGCAAAAGCCCACGGAAAUUUUACCGAUAGCUCGAACGUUGAUGGAGGCUGCCCGGGAAUUGGGGUACUCGGAGAUGGACAUGAGCGAACCGGACGCGAUGGGUUUCUCGAUCGCGCAGCUCAUGAUCAACAGUGCAAAGGUCCGGGUGACGACACCCACGGCGUAUCUACGGCCACACCUGCGGAACCGUGGACACCUGCGCGUCAAGAUCAACCACCACGUGACCCGGCUGCUGGUGGCCGCGGACCGGCGGUCGGUGCACGGCGUCGAGUACGUGGACAGCGCGAACCGUACCAAGCGGCUGAUGGCCAGGAAGGAGGUGAUCCUGUGCGCGGGCGUUAUCGGGUCUGCGCACUUACUCAUGCUGUCCGGCAUCGGGCCGGCAGAGGAUCUGCGGCCACUGGGCGUGCCGGUGGUGCAGGACUUGCGGGUGGGCCACAAUCUGCAGCACCACGUUGCUAGCAGGCUGGGCUUUCAGCUGAACGUGACGCACGACCGGAUGCUGACGUACGAGGCGAUCGGCCAGUACAUGAAGCAGAGGUCCGGUCCGCUGUCCACGACCGGCGGCCUUCAGGUGUCCGCGUUCCUGCGGUCCGACAGGGCAGGGCCCACGGACCCGGCUGACGUGCAGUUGUUCUUCGACGGCUUCUCACCGAACUGCGCUUACGCCCAACCGGUGUACGGCGCGUGCAAGGUGACCUCGGACCUGGUGCGCAUGAAUGUGCGGCCGGUGAACGUGCGGCCACGGAGCCGGGGCACCAUCCGGCUGGCUAGCGCCGACCCUUUCGUCCGGCCCCGGAUCGAUCCCAAUUACUUGGCCACAGAGGAGGACGCCGACGUGCUGGUGUGGGGCCUGCGGCUGGCCAACGACCUGGUGCACACCAAGGCCCUGCAGCAGCUGGGCGCCACUGUCGACCGGUCACCCGUCGACCACUGCAACAAGCACACGUUCGCCACCGACCCGUACUGGCGGUGCCUGGUCCGGUACCACACGCGCGGCGAGAACCACCAUGCUGGCACGUGCAAGAUGGGCCCGGCCUCCGAUCCGACCGCCGUCGUCGACCCCGAGUUGCGUGUCCACCGCGUCCGUGGCUUGCGCGUGGCCGACGCGUCCGUGUUCCCGACACAGCCCAACUGCAACCCCAUCGCACCCGUCGUCAUGGUCGCCGAGAAGGCAGCGAAGUUCAUCAAGAACACGUGGCGCUGACGCUAGACCGCCCCAAACACAACCGGCGUAGGUACCGGUACGAUUCGUUGUGAAGUCGACGGUAUCGCGGGGACGUCCGUACGACGAUAUUGGUAUAUAUUGUAAAUUUGUGCAUCAAAAUAUAAUUUCAAUUCAUUUUCCAAUCUCUUGUAUAUCUACUGCAAAGGCUAUUAUUUACGUACCUAUCGUUUAAUUCAGUAUUCCAUUUUCGUUAUAUAAAAUUAUAAUUAUUUAUUGAUGUCAAAUUAUACAUUAUAAUAUUGCAACUAUAUAAAAUAUUGUAUUAUAUCACUAAAAGUACCUACCUAUACAUGUUUCGCUUUCGUGCGAAUUUAAAUUGUUAUUAUUAAAAGAAAAUAGUAAAUA